GCUUCGCCACUUCUCAUCACCACACACACACAGCGCGUCAAGCAUUCCAUAUCCACCAUGGGCAAGCUCUCGCUCUCUGUUCUAAGCUUUCUUCUGCUGCUAGGAUUGGGCUACGCCUUUAGAGAGCAGCAGGGAGAAUGCCAGCUCAGCAACAUCGACGCCCGGGAGCCGUCCUACCGCGUCCAAUCGGAGGGCGGACAGACCGAGUUCUGGGAUAACCACAACAACGAGUUCCGAUGCGCCGGCGUCUCCAUCCGCCGCCACAUCAUUCAGCAGAGAGGCCUCCUUCUCCCUGUCUACCACAACGCCCCCGUCCUCGUCUACGUCGUCCAAGGCAAGGGAACUUACGGAGUUCUGAGAUCUGGCUGCGCCGAAACAUUCGAAGCAGGCCAACAACAACAAUUUUCUCGGGAGGAGAGAAGCCAGAGAUUCAGAGACGACAGACAUCAGAAGGUUGAGGAAUUCCAGAAGGGAGACGUCAUCGCCAUCAGGGCCGGUGAUGCUCACUGGGUUUACAACGACGGCGAUCAAGAGCUUGUUGUCGUUGUUUUCCACCACAACUCUAACAAUGCCAACCAACUCGACCAAAACCCAAGGUCCUUCUUCCUGGCCGGAAACCCGGGCAACCAGCAAGAGGAGGAGCAAUACAGGAGCCUGCGCGGAAGCAAGCGCGGCCAAGAAGCCCAAUCCGAAUUGGGCAACGUCUUCAGCGGGUUGGACGACGAGUUGUUGGCAGAGGCAUUCAAUGUUGAUGUAGAGACCGCAAGGAAGCUGAGGGGCCAAAACGACGAAAGAGGCCACAUUAUAAGGGCAGAGAAGAGCAUCCAGCUGAUCCAGCCCCAGCGCAGCCGCCAGGAACGCGAACAAGAGCGCCACAACGGCCUCGAGGAGACCUUCUGCAGCGCCAGAGUCAAGGAGAAUCUCGACAGAGCCUCACGCGCCGACUUCUACAACCCACGCGCCGGGAGAUUCUCCACCCUCAACAGCUUCAACCUCCCCAUCCUCAGCUUCCUCCAACUCAGCGCCGCCAAAGGAGUCCUCCACAGGAACGCUAUAUUCGCACCACACUGGUACACCAACGCCCACAGCCUCAUCUAUGCCACCCGAGGCGCCUCACGGGUGCAGAUAGUGAACCACCGCGGCCAAGCUGUGUUCGACGGGCAGGUGAGAGAGGGGCAGGUGCUCGUGGUGCCCCAAAACUUCGCGGUGGUGAAGCAGGCCGAAGAGCAGGGCUUCGAGUGGGUUGCAUUCAACACCAACGAAAAUGCGGCCAUCAACACCUUGAGCGGCCGCACCUCGGCCAUCAGGGGGCUGCCCGUGGAUGUCGUUGCUAACGCGUACCAAGUAUCGAGGGAGGAGGCACAGAGGAUCAAGUUUUCGCGCCAGGAGACUCUUAUUUUCAACGCUAAUGACGCACGUCGCUCUGCUUGAUCAAAUCAAAUGUGACUCAACAUAAAUAAAUGUAAAUUAAGUGUGAGGAAUAAUGUAUAUCGGCUUGUGCCUAUAUGGCCAAUGUUUGAUACUAAUAAAGAGAUUACGUUUUUUCAAAUUA
Messenger RNA from Salvia hispanica, 1552 nucleotides. Its product is annotated as 11S globulin-like. The record is from RefSeq and is a predicted model, not a curated record. Lineage: Eukaryota; Viridiplantae; Streptophyta; Magnoliopsida; Lamiales; Lamiaceae. Gene Ontology annotation, molecular function: nutrient reservoir activity.